Salpingoeca rosetta is the source of this 594-nucleotide messenger RNA. Its product is annotated as ribosomal protein rpl36. Lineage: Eukaryota; Choanoflagellata; Craspedida; Salpingoecidae. Gene Ontology annotation, biological process: cytoplasmic translation. The record is from RefSeq and is a predicted model, not a curated record. Gene Ontology annotation, cellular component: cytosolic large ribosomal subunit; ribosome. The coding region runs from base 69 to 428 and encodes 119 amino acids. Gene Ontology annotation, molecular function: structural constituent of ribosome. The transcript has 3 exons.
GCGCGUCUGCCGUGCCUUUUUCCUCUUGUGCUACCACCAGCCCAUACCCAGCACACACAGACCACACGAUGUCGAGCUCGGCUGUGAAGUUCUCUCCCCCAGCUCCCCAGGAGCCCCGCGGCGAUGUCGCGUACGGCCUCGUCCGUGGCCACAAGGUCACCAAGAUGAAGGCUGGCCAGAAGGCUCACCGCGGGCCUGCCAAGCGCACAAAGUUUGUGCGUGACGUGAUCCGUGAGGUUGCUGGCUUUGCUCCCUACGAGCGCCGCUGCAUGGAGCUUCUCCGUAUUGGUGCUGACAAGCGCGCCCUCAAGUUCUGCAAGAAGAGGCUGGGCACUCACAAGCGUGCUAAGAGAAAGCGUGAGGAGAUGAGCGCUGUUCUCGUCGCUAUGCGCAAGGCCGCCCAGCGCAAGGAGGCUGCCAAGGAGUAACUGCACCCAUUCAACACAUACCCUCUCCUUUUGUUUUGUCUGGUUGUUCCAGUUGCACACUCUGUACUACUCCUCGGUUGGUUUGGACAUGAUACCCCACCAUGUCCGCUUCCCCUUUGCUGCUGCUGUCUCGUCUUGUAAAACGCGAAGCAAACUUGCCAGUGUG